CUGUGUUACAUGUAAUGGGUGUUAUAACAAUAGAUGCAUUGUGAAUAACGUGUGAUCAGACAAGAUUAUUAAGAUAAUCGACAGAGUAAACAUGUCUAAAGGAGCUGGACGCUACAUCAAAGUAAAGGAUACUGAUGAAAACCUGCCAACUUACAAGUAUCCAAAUAUCGAAACAAACAACGCAGAAAAACGGAAGUUGUCAUUUGAGUCCGGCAUAAAAUCAGGGGAUGAAGAAAAUGGCGACAUAGUACUGCCUGCAAUCACAAUCACCAAUGAAGAUGACGUCACGACACCAGCAGAAAAAGAUGGUGGACUUAUUUAUAAAAUAAGUGACCCAGUUCCUAUACAUCUCACCAUUCUCUUUGCGCUACAGCAAGCCCUGUUGUCCUUGUCUACAUCUCUGGCCGUGUCCCUACUGGUGGCUCAGGUUGUGUGUGCAGAAGAAAACGAGGACUUCAAGGCCAAACUUCUAAGCUCAACUCUGUUUAUGAACGGCAUCACUACUCUGCUGAUGGUGACGUUAGGAAUAAGACUGCCGCUGUACCAAGGAGCAACACCGGAUUAUGUCGCCCCACUACUGGCAAUGGCCGAUAUAGACAAAGGCAGGUGUAACAAUACAAGUCCAAUUACAGUUUUCAACAACAUCACAAAUAUGACAGAGACAGUCUUCCCUGAAGGUACAGAGGAAAUCAUCCUGAAUGCAGUCCAAGGGUUACAAGGCAGCCUAUUGGCCGCUGGAGCCAUACACUUCCUGAUAGGAGCCACUGGAUUGGUUGGGGUUUUGCUGAGGUUUAUUGGCCCUGUAACCAUUGUUCCGACCAUCCUUUUGAUUGGUAUUUACAUGGUGAAGUCUAUCACAAAGUUCGCACAGUUCCACUGGGGCAUUUCAUUGAUGACAUGUGCGAUCGCCAUAAUACUAUCGCUGUAUCUGGCGAAGAGAGAGAUGCCAAUACCGGUGUAUACCAGGAAAAAAGGAUGUCAUGUGAUCCGCUACCCUCUACAUCAGGUGUUCGCUAUAUUGAUAGCUCUACUGGCCGGCUGGUUACUGUGUGGCAUACUUACCGCCGCCGGGGUGUUCAGCACAGCCAGGGACAGUCCAGACUAUUACUCCAGGACAGACGCGAGGGUGAACGUCAUCCAUCGGGCCAGCUGGUUUUACUUCCCUUAUCCAGGUCAGUUUGGAAAAUCAACUUUCAGCAUAUCGGCCUUUGUUGGUUUUUUCGUGGCAACAAUUGUUUCCAUAUUGGAUUCAAUAGGCGACUACUACGCAUGCGCUGCCACCUGUCGUGUUCCACCGCCUUCUGCUCAGGGCGUUAACCGUGGUAUCGCCAUCGAAGGAUUGUGUACUGCCCUUUCAGGAGCGAUAGGCUGUGGCCAUGGAACUACCACGUAUGGGGGUAACAUUGGAGCAAUAGGUCUGACAAGGGUUGCAAGUCGGUAUGUAUUUAUAACUGUUGCCAUCAUCUACAUUAUAUUCGGCGUCAUCGGAAAAGUAUCAGCUGUUUUUAUCACCAUACCGUACCCGGUGCUAGGCGGAGUUCUCAUCGUCAUGUUUGGUGUUUUCAAUGGUGUCGUCUUGUCCAAUCUUAAAUCUGUAGAUUUAUCGUCCACUCGGAACCUUGCCAUCAUCGGAACCUCUCUACUUGUUGGUCUGAUGAUACCCCACUGGGUGGAGGCGUAUGAUAACGUCAUCAACACAGGUAAUAAAGAAGCUGAUGACGUCAUCACAAUGAUUCUAGGAAAUCCUAACCUCGCUGGUGGUGUCCUAGCAUGUUUCCUUGACAACACGAUACCAGGUACCAGGGAGGAGCGAGGUAUCGCGGCCUGGGAGACACCAGAUGAUACCACCGCCAAUGCUCCCACUGGGUUAGACUACAAUGAAGGAUACGAAGUUUAUAACCCUAUUUUAUUUGACAAGUACAGGAAUUCCAAAGUACUACGAUUCCUUCCCUUCAUGCCAAAUCCUUCACAUAAAGACGGGAUGAAGCAAAGAAGCUUAUCACGUGACUUUGGAAGACGACGUAGCCUCACUGGGCCUGCCGUCUUGACUUCCACUCGCUGAAGCAAAGGUGUCGAAGCUACUGAGUUUUAAAAAGAUCAAUCAGGUCUUUUUGAGGGUAUCUUGUUAAAUAGCCGUUCUAACUUCAAAGAACUGAAGCAAUGAUGAGUUUUUAAAAGAUUUUUGUGACUGUAUGUGUGUAUAUAAGUCGUCUUGUUUUUUGCAUGCAGUAACAAUGGAACUGAAGCAAAUGCGUCUGUACUAUAACGUUUUGAUGGUUUCUGUAGAUCUAGCCGUCUAGAUUUUCUUGAUUCCCAAACAUGAUGUAAAAAAAAAAAAAAAACAUCACGAAUUUUGUGACGAUAAUUUAUUUGUUCACUACAGACGUUUUGACUUUCCAACCUUGGCAGCAAUUGAGUCUUUCACGAAUUUAAUUAAGGACGAAGUAUUGUUUGCUCAACAAACCGUCUUGACUUCCAAAUCUGGUGAUAAAGGAGUUCACCACGGUAUUAAGUAAAUGACGGGGUUUUGUUUGUUCACAAUGACGUCCGGACUCCAAACCUUGAUAAAACGGAUUCUUUCACGAAUUUAAUUAAUGACGAAGUUUUGUUCACAGUGCCGUUUUGUUUUGAAAACCUUGAAGCCAGGGAGUUUAUCACGGAUUAAGUAAAUGACGGGAUUCUGUUUGUUCAUCAAGCCGUUUAGACUUCAUCACGCCGAGGUGUUGUAACAAGAGUAUAUGUCACGACUUUAAGACAGGGUUUUCAUGGUCUAUAGCCAUCUUAACUUCCAAACGCUGAGGAAGAAGACCGCGCAGACAUCUAUAACGUUAUAUACCAACAUAUGGUGCCCCACACGGCUCUGUAUUAUUAGUUUGAAGUGUUUAUCUUGUAGUGCAACAAUAUAUCAUAGUCAAAAGAGUAUGUUAAUUUAAAUCGGCCAGUUUUCUACAACACAUUUAUGACUCAACUUGACCAACCUGUUCAGAAGAGUAUGUGGCUUUCAACUGCAUGAACUCAACAAUGUGGAAUCUUACAUCAAUUUUACAAGAUAUGUAGUUGAUCUUCGUCUAAUUCAUUCUACACUGUUUUCUGUUUUGCAACUCCUCAGCCAAUAUCUCUAUUACCAUCAUUGACGUCGGCGUUACCAAUGUGUUUUGUGAGGCAAGAGAGAUAACUCUGAAUAGCACACACAAAGUAUCUUGUGACAUAAGCACUUUUGGUGUUAUCAGCGGCAGCAUUCGAUUUUACACCUUAAAUAAUUUCAAAGAACUGGAUGUUAAUAAAAUUCUACUAUAAUCCCAAAUUAAAUAUAUACUCAAUGUAAAUCAUG
Messenger RNA from Pecten maximus, 3331 nucleotides. Its product is annotated as solute carrier family 23 member 1-like. Gene Ontology annotation, biological process: transmembrane transport. Gene Ontology annotation, cellular component: membrane. Gene Ontology annotation, molecular function: transmembrane transporter activity. The record is from RefSeq and is a predicted model, not a curated record. Lineage: Eukaryota; Metazoa; Mollusca; Bivalvia; Pectinida; Pectinidae.